AUGUUCCAAACAUUGCUUUCACCUCUACGUUCACGCUUUGAUCUGUCCCCGCGUUCGCCUACAUUCCCAGCAAAUGCUACAGAGAACCCAACGUCGCCGCCCAGGACGGCAUACAGCUUAACCUCGCCAGGCAAUGCAUCGUUUGCAUCUUCUGGAGGAUUUGGAACCUUUGGGGCAAGUCUCUCACCAGAACAGGAUAUCACGCCAGAGGAAUUCGCCAGAGAUGUGUUGGUUGAACUCAUGCGCAAUUCAGUGGAAGAGUUGAAGGUGCGCGGAGCAGAAGCUUCGGAGGACGGGUUGCGAGGGCGGAUGGAGACGUUGAGCGAAAUGCUUAGAAUAAUGGAGCAGGAUGCAUGCACCAAGGAUAUUUUCCGAGAGAUGGACGGCUUCCUGGCACUCAUGAGUGUCCUCGCUUCGUUGAGCGUUUCCACAGAGGAUGAACACAAUCUUGUGCCGGUGAGCCCUGUGCAGCUUAUUGAGCCCCUGGACGAGAUCAGAAAGGACUGCAUAACGCGAGUCUUUGUGGUGCUAAGUGAAGCUAUGAAAGAUUCCCCAGAGAACGAAAUAUAUUUUCGGACCAAGGUUGGCUAUGACUCCCUGAAACUGGCUCUCCAAAGUGUCCCGACAAAGGUGGAUGAUGCUGGCCACCUACAUUUACACAUUCUAUCCCUGUUUCUUGCACUUUCCUUGUCAGAUUUUUCGCCUCUUUUGGUCGGAUUUUUUACGGAUUUACAUGAUAAAGACAUCGAGACCGUCGACGAGAAGGUCAAAAAGGUCGUUGGAAUCAUCAGGCACGCUGGGGCGUUGCGUAUUUUGUGGGACCUUGCAGUACCCAGCACAUUGAAUGAUGUCGGACGCUACGGAUUGUAUAAAUUAUUUGAAGGUCUAUUUGGACUCAAUCAUAGGAAUGCAGGCGUUCUAUCAAGCCUAGGCAUAGUGGGAGACGUUUUCAGAAGAUUUCGAACAACCAAGAAGGCCGAGGAUGGUAGAAACAAGGAGAGGCAUGUUCUACAGAAACUUCUGCGGCGCCUGCUGGAAAUGGGUGCUACAACGGCUGAAGCUCGCGGUCUCUUUGCGGCUGCCAUUGUGGACGACAAGCUCGAUCCUGAGAUUUUGGACGUCGCACGAUUUGGGAUGAAGAGUCGCUGGGUCGAGCAUUUCUCCAUGGAAGGUCCAGCGGCAGUCGUCCUAGGAGACUCUGACACUAACAAAUGGAGGACGUUGCCAAAGGAUGGCCUCAGUUUCCUGAUAUGGUUCUUCCCAUCCACAUUACCAACGGCUCCCUAUACGCUAUUCUCUGCUUCAUCUCCAUCUCCGCCGCCUUCAUCCACUUCAUUGCACCGCUUGAAUGCUCCUCCACCGAUUCGUACCCACCUAAAAAUUGCUGCCCGAUUAGAUGGUAAACUAUCUGUCUGGAGCAGUGCAGCACCUGACGACGAAGUCAUCUUUCCUGCGGCCAAACUCAAGAAGGGGCGAUGGACCCACCUUGCCUUCGUAUGGUACCAACGGAAAGGCGGAAAUCCAAACUUGAGAUUGUAUAUUGAUGGCGCAUACGUCGAUGGUCAGAAUCUGACGUACCCUCGAGCAGAGCUGUUCUCCGGAUACGGUUCCAAUUCGGGAAUACGAUACACAAUCGGCGACUUCACUGCUCAGAAGCAAAAUGGUUCAUCGAUGAGCUGGUGCCUUGCUUCGGCGUACCUUCUUGGCUUACCUUUGGCUGAUGAUCUACCUCGUCUGAUCCACCAUCUCGGUCCUCGAUACACCGGUUCUUUCCAGGACCGCGAACUUGUUAAAUUCCUCACAUACGAAGCUUCAACUUCCCUUAACAUGUACCUUAACUCAGCCUCAUCUACUGGUUCCAAUCAAUCGUCUAUUCGAAGUCCUCCAGGAGGAGUCACAGUCAAGGGCAAAGGCUCGCAAAGCCCGAUAGUCAAGGCGCUUCGAGAGGGAAUGUCAUCCAUGGGGCUCAAGGACGAGUCGGUUGUGUUCAUAGUGGCAUCGGAAGAUUUUGAGUGGGGUGUUGAUGGUGAUGGUGAUUCUACUAUCAAGGAUUCCAUUGGCGUUGAUGUUGGGAUGAGAAAUGCGAAGCUGGUGGGGGAUGUCUUUGUAGUGAAGGCCGAAAGCUUGGACGUGGCGUUGUGGAAGAUUGGGGGAGCUGCAGUGGGACUACGGCUCGUUCAACUUGCAUCUACAUCACAUGAACUAUCACGUACUCUGUCGAUCUUGACUGAUGGUCUCAAAAAUAGUUGGCAAAACUCUGAAGAUAUGGAAAGAUUGCGCGGCUAUGAGAUUCUGGGCGAUAUUCUGCGUACUAAAGCGCAAUUAAUCAACCUUACUGCGUUUGAAACUCUAUUCGAAUUUCUCGGUAUCAAUUUCAACUCACCCGAGCAAUCUACCGUUGUCAACCCUCUGGCAUAUCGCGCACUAGCCCUUGACUUUUCUCUCUGGUCGCGCACUCGCCCUGAGAUUCAAAGAGCUCACCUAGACCAAUUUGCUACCCUACUUGAGCUAAGCAGGUACAAAGCCUUCAACUGGAAGCAAAGGUUAAGCAAGAUGAACCUUGUUCGAAAAAUUAUGUUCGCCCUUCAAGCAGAUUGGUAUAGCAAUCCGCCUGAGCCAAACGGACUGACGAGUACACAUGAAGUUGGACACAACAUGCAGGCACAGCUUGUUCAAACGUUAGGAGUAAUAUUGAGGGCUCCUGGUGGAUUUGUGAAAGAAGACAUUAAAGCAGUCGUUGCCUACCUUGCUGCUAAUCUUCAUGAAAACAACAAUGGCGAAGGGUCCCCUCAUUCAGUCAUUUCAAGAUUUGAAUUCAAAUUGCCACCGCGCGAAAAGGCUGAACUCGUCCUUUCCCUCCUUGUGCAAAUAAUUGGGGGACACUCUUACUACAUCAAAUUCACCACAGUUCUGCCAAUGACCCGCAUUCUUCUUCUUCUCUUAGGAGAUCGCCCUUCGCCUUCGGUCGCAGCGCAAAUCCUCAACAUGAUAUCCAUCAGCAUUCGCGUAUCUAGUUCAUUCAGCAGGAAGUUCGAGUUGGUAUCUGGGUGGAGCGUGUUGAAGACAAUUUUACCAAAUGUAUGGGAUCCAACUGUCAAUAAAGCGGCGUUUGACCUACUCUUAGGGAGAAUCGAUACGCGUUCUGCGGAGAAUAGUCAGGCUCCGACACCUACUUCGGCGACGAGGAGAGAGGAGAAGGAACGGACGAAAAGCACAACUGUCUCAUGCACAUAUAUCCUACCCACCAUCAUUGCGGCGUUGCGUUCAGGCCUGAUUGCUGUGGCCAAUAACUGCCACAUAUCUGAUGAAGGCGAAGCAGCAGGAAACUUGUCCUGGUCUACAGAAACAACAAUGGAGAUGCUCAUCGAAGAGCUCCUCACGUUACAUGCAUCCAGUUCUACUUUCCGACACAUUUUCGAGUCGCAGCAAACCACGCAACUGUUCAUCGAUGCAUAUAAGGCCAUGGUCUCGAAACUUUCCAAAGCCACUUACAUCAAUAACUGGAACCUUCGGAUUUUGGAGAAAUUGACUCAUUUUGGGUUAGCACUUGCUCUUGACAACUCUGUUGGUGGUGGACAAAAGCGCGAGAUUCUUGACAACAUACAAUCUGCGGAAGUUAUUGCAAAUCCCAAUGCGGUGACGACUGCGAUUGAUCCUGAUCUUGUUGUGGAUAAUCGGUCUGUUCGACAACGAAUCGCAUCUGCAAGGUUCAGCAUCCAAGUUGGGGAGAGAUCCGUUAUCCGAACGAUCAACCGCAUGACGGAAUGGAGGAAGACGGUGCAAACUUCAGAGAGAAAGAGGAUCAGGAAGACUGUUUUGGAUAUGCGAGAACAUAGGCGUCAGGUAUCAAGGCUAACCGAGUGGACAUACUUGCUCACAUCGGAACGGGGCCUUUGGCCUCAUCACGAGCCAAUCAUGUGGCGAUUGGACGAGACUGAAGGACCUCACCGGAUCAGGAAGAAACUCGAGCCACAGGUCGACAACAGCCCCAGUUCGCGAGUAGAUGCUCUAGAAGAAGUUACGCGAGGAGUCAAUCCGCCUGAGCCUGACACUUCGUCUAUCAUGCAGGUCGAAGUACCGCCAUGGGCAGAAGCCUAUGAAAUUUCUGCCACAGAAAUUGAAGAACGACAAGAUUUAGCGGAAGAGAUCGUCGACGAUAAACUGAGAAGAAUUCGUCACGAGCUUGAGCCUGGAGAUGUGAUCGAAGCUGUUGCCACGGUGGCACGUAUCGAUGGAGUAGAUUCUUCGCCGGGCCUUCUUAUCCUUGGACGCACUCACAUAUACAUGCUCGAUGGCGUUGUUGAAAACGAAGAUGGAGAAGUCAUCGAUGCCCACGAUGCCCCUAAACGCCUCCUCUUUAUCCCUGGAAGCAUUGUUGAACUGGAUGGCCCCCAGCGUGCGCAGCGAUGGGCACAUACGCAAAUCGCAACCUGUAGCGACAAGAAAUUCUUAUUCCGCGAUGUCGCAUUGGAAAUAUACUUCAAAGACAGCCGAUCCCUUCUUAUCGUUUUCCUUGACAAAAAGCGCAGAUCAGAUCUAGAACACCGGCUUUCCACAAUAGUAGGUCGGCCAUACUCUGAAAUUGGUAUGACGCCAGGUCCAGCUCCUCAAACACAACGUACGCCAAUGUUUGGCAAAAUGGGAUCAAGGGUGCUAUCUGGCUUUAGAACGGAUGAGCUUUCAACCGCCACGCGGAAGUGGCAGGCCAGGGAAAUUAGCAAUUUUGCGUAUCUCAGUAUUCUGAAUCAAAUUUCAGGCCGAACUCCCAGUGACGCUACGCAAUACCCUGUUUUCCCUUGGGUCCUCAGCGACUACACCUCUAAAAUUUUGGACCUGAACAAUCCAGAUUCAUAUAGAGACCUAACAAAGCCCAUGGGUGCAUUGACUUCAGUCCGGAGGCAGGCGGCUGAAACGCGAUACAGUAAUUUGGAGAGUGUUGGCGAGGAGCCGUUCCACUAUGGAACUCACUUCAGCUCCUCCAUGAUUGUUUGCCAUUUCAUGAUACGUCUCGCACCCUUUACGAACAUGUUCAAAACACUGCAAGGUGGUGAUUGGGAUUUACCCGAUCGAUUGUUCAGUGAUCUACCCCGAGCUUAUGAGUCCGCUGCUCAUGAUGUACGAGGAGAUGUCAGAGAACUUAUUCCAGAAUUCUUCACUUGUCCGGAAUUCCUGGAAAAUUCUGCCAAUCAUGACUUUGGGGUCCUCCAGCAGACUGGCGAAAGGAUCCAUGAUGUCAAGCUACCUCCAUGGGCACAUCAGGAUCCAUUGUUAUUCAUUACGCUCAACAGAAGGGCUCUUGAAAGUCCUGUUGUUAGUGAACAUCUGCCAGCUUGGAUCGACCUGAUUUGGGGAUGCAAUCAGCGCAAUCCUGAGUCGUUGAACGUUUUUCAUCCGUUGUCGUAUGAAGGCUCUAUAGACCUUGAUGCUAUCAAAGAUGACCUGGAGCGAGAGGCGACUGUUGGUAUCAUUCAUAAUUUUGGACAAACGCCCCGAAAAAUCUUUACAACACCUCACCCUGAACGAUAUCAUCAUGGAUUACAUAGCCUACCCAUUGGUACACUUCACGGAAUUGAAGAAGAUCCACACUUGCUCACCCAGAAUGUUCGAUGUUUCAAAGACCUGGGACCGACGACACCGGUCCGAGAACUUGUUCCAGACAUUCUCAGCGAUAAAAUGAACCCCUGUCCCGAGGGCGUGCUCUGCCUUCCUCAAUUUCCACAGGAACAUGUCGAGUGGCGUCCAAGGUCGGCAGAGCUUCGCAUCGUGGUCGAACAUAGACUCGUGCAAGUGAUAGAGGACGCGUUCUGCAAUUGUGCAGCGUUUGCCGACUCGACAAGUCUUGUUACCGGAUCGAGCGAUUACACUGUGCGACUGUGGAAAGUAAACCGUGGGCCACAUCCUAAUGGCGCUCAGAGCGGUAUGCGAGUCACACUGUCUCACAUUAUGCGCGUGCAUACCGACGAAGUUACCUGCGUUGCUGCCUCAAGAGCGUGGUCCUUGAUCGUCAGCGGGUCCAAAGACGGUAGCGCUGCUUUAUGGGACCUCAAUCGUGGUGUAUACGUACGGUCCAUAUGGCAUGGAGAAGCCGGAGAAACAAAUGCAGUGAAUCUUGUUGCUAUCAACGAAAGCACGGGAUACAUUGCAACGUGCUCGCGCCUCAAACUAUGCCUACAUACAGUCAAUGGACGCCACAUCACAACAUUGGAUUUGACGAAAACAUCGUCUUUCUCCCCAUUAGUACCAACAAUCACAUCCAUGGCAUUCCAUGAACGCGAAUAUUCUCAUCUCGGUGUGCUUGCAACUGGCGGUCCGGAUGGAUCUAUAACACUGCGGACAUGGACGGCCGACGGUACACCUGACGGUGAAAAGGCGCAAUGGGAAUUCUUGACAAUUCGCACGAUGAAAGUGAGGAUGGUUGGCCAUAACCGGCCACCAGCUGUGACGGCGAUUAAGUUCUUGGGGGAAACUUUGUAUCAUGGAGAAGAAACAGGCAAAUCGUACGCCUGGAAUCUACCAGACAGUUAG
Psilocybe cubensis is the source of this 6525-nucleotide messenger RNA. RefSeq names its product Beige protein-like protein 1. Gene Ontology annotation, molecular function: protein binding. The transcript is spliced from 27 exons. Bases 1 to 6525 code for a protein of 2174 amino acids. Lineage: Eukaryota; Fungi; Basidiomycota; Agaricomycetes; Agaricales; Agrocybaceae. The record is from RefSeq and is a predicted model, not a curated record.